UGGGUACACAGUGUACGUCAUACAUUAGGGGCGGGGCUUAUGAGAGCUCUCAAACAGUUAGACACAGGAGCCAGAGCGACGCACACGGCAAACACCAGGCUCCGGAGAACAAAGCGCAACUGAGAAUGUCUUUGGGUGACCAGCAGUGGUAUCCCACCAGCGUUCAGGUAACGGUGCUUAAAGCACGAAACCUGCGGAUCAAGGGCAAGAAUGGCACGAACGACGCCUAUGCCAUCAUGCAGGUGGGCAAGGACAAGUUUUCCACGUCGGUCGCGGAGAAAUGCGUGUCUCCCGAGUGGAAGGAAGAAGCGACGUUCGACCUGCCUCUGAUCCAUCAGGGGGACGCGGAGCGGGGCACGCUCUACAUCAUCGCCAUGCACCGAGCCCUGGUGGGGCUCGACAAGUUUUUGGGACAGGCUGUUAUCAACUUACUUGACCUCCACGCCAACAGAUCACGCAAAAAGACUGACUGGCACAAACUGGUGGAUAAGAAUGGGAAACAGGAGAAGGACCGAGGGGAAGUUCUUUUGGACAUUCAGUUCAUGAGGAAUAAUCUGACAGCCAGCAUGUUUGACCUCUCCAUGACAGACAAGCCUCGCUCCGGCAUCAGCAAGCUCAAGGAUAAAAUUCGUGGCAAGAAGAAAGACGGCCUGUCGGAUUCUGCCUCUGCGAUCGUGCCCUCUUCAGUGGGAACAGACAGUGAAGAGGAAGGAGAAGGCAGUUCGGACAAUCCUAAGAAGAAAUCAAAACUCAAAUCCUUGUUUGGACCAAAGACAAACCUCCAAAGGAAUGUGUCCCAGUCCAUGUCAACCCUGGGCACCCUGCCUGAGAAGAACAGUUCACUCACCAGCAGCAGAUCCUCCGGCCUUAAUGUGGACUCUCCUGAUGGGAAAAAGAAGUUUAAAAUACUCGGACACAAGCGCACUGAGAGCUCAGAUAGCAAAGUGUCUCUUGGCCCGUUUUCUCUUCUGAGCCGCUCUAAACAAAACAUCCAGGAUCCGAAUGCUCUCUGUAUCAACGGCAGCCACGUUUAUGCAGAGGAACAAGAACCUAAAGCUAAUUUAGGCUCCACACUCAGUCUGAACAGCUCAGGAAAGGGUUCGGUGGAGGAUGUUCGCAAAUCCCACCAACGAAAUAUUUCGGACCUCUCCAUCGACUCACUUAAAAGCUUUAGUAUCCCCUCAUAUAAGCCUGAAGUGCAAGACAAAGCUUCUCUUGAUAGGAGUCAUGUAGAGAUGGAGGAGAAGGAAAGGAAACCUGAAGGAAGAAGCCUGCAAGAGAUGCUGAACCAACAGGUAGAUCAAGAGCAGAGGAGGCAGCAAGAACGAGAGAGAAAACAAGAGGAAGAGAGGAAAAGCAGGCUUGAAGAGCAGGAGAGGAAGCGCAAGGAAGAGGGAGAGCUGCAGAAGAAGCUGCGUGAGGAGGAGAUGCAGCGAGCUGAGGAGCAGAAGCACCAGGAGGAGAGCAGAGUAACCGAACGACUCUCCUCUCUCUUCGGCAUUGGAAAGAAGAAGGAGGAGAAGAGAGAGGAAGCUAAGAAUGAACCCAAACGUCUAGAUGUGCCGUCCUCCACAAACCCGUUUGAAGACAUUCCCCUGACCCCAGAUACUCCAUCCUCUAUCCCAGAAGAGAGGUCCACGGACUCACGGAGGGGUGUCAGGACCAUCCUCAGCCCGACACCAACCGCCAGUGCUUUCCCCAAUCGCAUAGCAAAAGUGUCUGCGGUCAAGCCAAGAUUGGCUCUGAGUGUACUGCCUGAAACCGAUAUUAGCCAUUCCCAAUCCCCCUCUGACUGUGUAGACACCCAGACCACUAUCCACGCUCCUCCACUUUCCCCAUCCCUCUCUUCUGAUCCGUUUGAGUCGUUUGGUAUGUUUUCUGAUCUUCAUUCUUCUCUGGCACCUGAUAAACCUCCGAGAACUUUCAGUGAGUUAAGUGAGUCCAGCAUGGAAAACCUCUCAGCUCCCAAAUCUGACAAGAAGCGAAAGGCUCCUCUACCCCCCGGUCAUCAUGGUAGCUCGUCUAAGACUGAAAGCCAUCCAGAUUUCGGGGAACAAGCGCAUACCCAGAACUCCAAAGAUAGUCAGAGACCUGAUCUUCCUCUCCCGGACUAUGAAACCCUCUUUCCUAAGAAGAGGCAUGGGGUGAUGGGUCAGACACGUUGGGACCAUCUUGUUGCAGAGGUAAACCAGAGAAACUGGGACUUCUCUGAAGAAAUGAAUGUAGAUGGACCUGAGAGGGCGAUGCCAAAAAAAUCUGUGAUCUUAAGGGACAGAACCUCAGUGAACCUUAACCAGCACCAAAGAAAUCAUGAGGCACCUCCCCCUGCUCCCACGAGGCACAGAGACUCACUCCUUCUACCCAAAGCUCAUGCUCCUGCGCCACCAGAACCAUCGGUUGAGACCAAUGUCCAACAUGGUCAUAUCAAAGAGUCUUUAUAUGCUACUGUCAAUAAGUCUGGAAAAUCUGCUAACAAGAAUAUGGAAAACAAUCCACCUCCCCCUGUCCGUAGUCGAUAUGUGCCUCAGGAGACCGAAAGGAAGUCUCAGACUCCUGAUGCCAUUACACAUCAACUCCCUCAGUCAAAAGAAAAGCCUACGCCAGCAGCCAGAUCCAUACAAAACGUAAAUUCAAAGACUGAUGAUGUGGCUAAAGACAUGCCUUCGAUCAAACCCAGACAACAGUCAUUAGUCAAGGACCCAGUCAGACAAGUCCAACCAGACAAGCAGGUAACAACUAAAGACAUGACAUUAGAAAACAACAUAGAUGGGAAACCACACAAGGGCCAGAAGGGAAGCAUUUCCACAGAUGGGUUUGUUGAAGUAGACCUCCUCAAAGCUGCUGAAAAUCAAAAGGAACUGGGGAAACUGGCUAAUGAACCUGAGGUGAAGGGAAUGAUUGCUCUUGAUCCAUUCCCAAAUGAUAACCUACUAUCUAAAGAUCCCUGGGCUUUACCACAGCAGACCACCACUGAAGAUGUCCUGUUCACUAAGGCUCCAAAGCAAAUGAGAAGUCCUGAAGAUCGGAAAUCAACCUUUGAUAAAAACGAUAGCAAGUCUGCAAACAAAGCUACACAUGAUCCAUUCACAAAUCUUUCAGAGAAAAGCACGGCACCGAAAUCAGAGCAUGGAAAACAAUCCCCCAGCUUCACCGAACAAGCCAGAGCCACAUUUCAAAGAAGUUUUUCACUUAAGAAGAAAAAUUCAUCUCGCCAAUACACAACUGAAAAAGCUGGUACAGAGAAUACUAGUCUGAAUAGAUCAGCUUCUCAGACUUCACAAGAUGCCGAAGAUGUUGAGCUGACUGUAACCAGUGUUGCUCCACCAAUCAGAACUGAUCCCACCCUAGUAACAUCUGAAUCCCCUAUAGGGGGCAAGAGUACUCUUCGUGCUUGGGUCUCGCCAUCAGAGGCUCAGCCAGUUGCACUGCAGAAUGCUAGUGGAAGUGCAGUUUCUAAUUCAAGAAGGCCUCACCCAGUGAAACCCAUGAGCACCGAGAGCCAGUCUUCCAGUGUGAUCACUGUCGGCAAAGACCCAAAGACUAUCACCAUCAAGGAAAUGGCUGGGAAGUCAAAGAAUGUAGAUGGCGGUGCAUACACUCAGCUCACACAGGAGGAACUGAUCAAACUGGUGGUGAAGCAACAGACCGAACUCUCCAAGAAAGACGCCAAGAUCCUGGAGUUGGAGGAAUACAUUGACAACCUGCUCGUUCGUGUCAUAGAGGAGAAACCGGCCAUCCUGCUUUCACUUAAUUCCAAAUGUUAGGGUUUGAUCCUAUCAUUUGAUGUAACCGUGCCCAGAUCACAACACUGAGACAGUUUAAUAUUGUGGGAUUUGGCUGAUCCAGCCAGAAGGAUUUCUCAUAAUCAGUUUAGUUGCUUGAGUAUUUAAUGAAUGUAGAGUUACUGGCAUAAGCGCAUUCUGAUUUCACCACUAAUAUCUUAAAAAUAACUUAUUUUUACAGUGUGGGUAUGUAUAGUAUAUUAAAUCCAGCAGGAAAAUGGCAGAAUUCUGCAGUCUGUCAGAUCAUCCUUUAAUAACUGGAUGCUCUUGUUUUUGUUUCGUUGGAUCAUGGUACAAGCUCCUCCUGAAAUGCUUCCCAACAACAAAUGCAUCCAUUUUGUUUUUGGAACGUUUUCUAUGUAUCUUUCCAUUUGAGAAGGGGCUUCUUGAUGCAUUAAAUCUUACAUUAAAUAAGCUUGUAUCUGAAGAUUUUCUUGACUGCAGUCUUGAGUCUUGAU
Carassius carassius (crucian carp) is the source of this 4240-nucleotide messenger RNA. Its product is annotated as rab11 family-interacting protein 1-like. NCBI's taxonomy places the organism in Eukaryota, Metazoa, Chordata, Actinopteri, Cypriniformes, Cyprinidae. Gene Ontology annotation, cellular component: intracellular membrane-bounded organelle. Bases 126 to 3764 code for a protein of 1212 amino acids. Gene Ontology annotation, biological process: regulated exocytosis. The transcript has 6 exons. The record is from RefSeq and is a predicted model, not a curated record. Gene Ontology annotation, molecular function: small GTPase binding.